ACAGUUAGGCAGGGACAUAGCAUGGCAAUUAAAUGUGACCAAAACAAGGUCAAAGAUAGCAAAGGUAUUUUCAUUUGGUAUAAGAUGAGUUUAGGAAAGUUGCCUCAGCAGGUUGUGAGAACAACUGAAGAUGGCACAAAACACAGAUUUGCUCCAGCAUUUGACAAUGGCCACUUCACUGUUGCUCUGGGUGAAGAAACGUUUGACCUCAACAUUAAUGAAGUCUCAGAAGAUGACAUUGGAACAUAUUUCUGUGGAACAGUGAAGGCAAAUGUUAUAGAGUUUGCAUGUGGGACCCUUCUGCUAUUUCAAGCUGAAAAGAUCAAGCGACAGCUUCAGACUGAAAUGGUUUUCAAGAACAGAGAAUAUUCUACAGUCCAGUGUUCACUACAUGUUGUUAAUGAGAGUUGCACAGAAGAACACAGUGUCUACUGGUUCAGACAUGGCUCAAACAAAUCUCACCCAGGAAUUAUUUACAGUCAUGGCAACAGGAGUGAUCAGUGUAAGACAGACUCUGAUGCUGGAUCUCUUACACGGACUUGUGUCUACAACCUUCCUAGGAGUUACACCAGACAUUCUGAUGGUGGAACUUAUUACUGUGCUGUGGCUGCAUGUGGGGAAUUACUCUUUGGAAAUGGAACUAAAGUUUAUGUUGAUGUUGAAGAAUAUAAUCUCUGGAUUGUUAUUGCACUGGCAACAUCCAGUAUAUUUAAUGUUAUUAUGGUAGUUUUGGUUGGAAUUCUAUUUAAAAAUCAACAGAAAGGUGCUUCCAAUUACAAUCAAACUCACAUAAAUCAGGCUGAGGACUUUGAUGUGUCAAAUUACACGGCUGUGAGAUUUACACAGAAACCUUUGCGAUAUCCAGAGUCAAAGACAGUCCAGAUGUUGAUAUACAGAUUAAAGUGAAGUGAAUAUCCAUCAAAAUCAUCACCAACAUGGACAUGUAUCUCCAAAUUUUAAGAAAGCUUAAUGAUGUGAGUCAAGUUCUUUGAAUGGUUCAUGUAAACAACUACAUUACAGCUUCAAACCUAGCUAUAAGGUAAAUAAACUUGUAGCCCAUUGUGAGAAACUGUUAUCAGGGAGUAACUAUCAUUUUAAGGAGCCUCAACUGUGGUAUGCAGAAGUGGUAUGCCAAAGUGUGCCUAGACUGCACAGAGAACUGAGGCUCAGCCAAAGAAGAAAUGUUGCUCUGUGAAAUCUUUACCAGAUAUUCAUGAAACCACACCCUGAAUGAACUCUGAUCUUACUUUUUGGUGCUUUGAUAUAUUGGAACAACUUUACUAAAACUAUAAAUUUUUACUACAUUGCACAAGUAAGUUUAAUAUGAGAUUAAUUUAAUGUGUGAGUACUUACCCAGUAAACCUAAAUAGCAAGCUAAAAAUCCAUGAUGUCAACUGAAACAUACAAGCAUAUCUGACAAUUUUUGCAACAUUCAGAAAACACUUGCAGUACUGUGUAUUUUUUGCUAAACACACUUUGCAAAUUAUUCUGCCUGUUAUUGUUGUUUUCACAGGUAAUGUGUUUUCUGAUAAAAUUUACACAAAGCAACAGAGGUAUGAUAUGAUGCGUAAAAUUCCCACAUUAGGGUCAAACAUUUGAUAAGGUUCAGUGUACUUCUAACUAACAUGCAAGAUGACCAACUAUAGCGUGUGAGCAGGUCAUCUGAGGCUGAGUCUACUACUUCUUAUCAUAAGAUAAAUGAACAUUAUCACCCACAUUAGAGAAAUACAGCUAAAAAAACACAUCUGAUUUUACCUUACUUUGUGGAGUGACAGAAAGGGUAGUCUGGCAAAACAAUCAUAUAGGAUCUUUUAAAAAUGGAGAAUAAUAUGAAUCAGCUACAAAUGUGGCCUGUGUACCUUUUGGCCAGUAAAUUUAUGUGAAGCGAUUUUAAUAACUACCAUUAUAUUUAGUUUUGGUUUAAUUUUCUUUUCUUGCCUUUCUCUAUUCACUACUAACCUACAUCCACAGUUUCACACACCAUUUUAAUAUUAAUUAUUAUAUCAACUAAUGCCAUCUAGCAGGCUUGAAGAGAUGGGUAAUUCAAUUUUAUUCCAGUUUAGGUGGGUCAGGGCUCUGACUCUAGUGUUAGCCAAAACCAAUCGUUAUUAGCAUAAUGUAGAAUAAAGCUUCAUUUUUACACUAGAUUGAUUCUACUAUUUACUUUCAAGAACAUCAUCAUAAAUACAACACUUCUAACCUCACUACAUCAUAACCUUAACCAGAAAAGUGAAUAAAUAAUAGGUUCACUGGAACAUUAACAUUAUAUGCGUAAUGGCAAUGGUGUAGGGGCUAGAGUCGCUAAACUGUCUAACAGCCUGUUGAUGGGAAGUAUCAUCUAUUUAUGCUAAGAAAAAUUAAUGUUCUACAGUAGUGUCUACAACGUAAACAUUAACAUGAACAUUACCCUUGUCAUUGUUUUGUGUGUCACCGUUGCAUCAAUCACAAGAAGUCUGCGAUUCAAAGACAAAAAGAAAAAAGGAGGUGGAGUUUAUUAGUUUGAAAUUGAGUUUGGCAGGGCAGUUGAUGCUACAUUUUGCCAUUUUUAGUCCUAGUGAGUGAAUUUGUGGUUAUAUUUUACAAUGGUUUUAUUCAAAGUUCACCUGGUAAUGUGAAUUUGGUAUUAGAAAAGUUGCAGGCCUAAUGAAAAAGCCCCAUAGCCAGAGUCUAGGCAGACCACUGGCUGUAUGGUUAGCAAUAUAUUUCAAAAUUAGUUAUAUGAGCAUGUUCAAACUGAGGUGGUGUGUCGGGAUGAAGUGUCGUCCCUUGAGGAGUUGAUUUGCAUGAUGAUUUGUUUCAACGAUAUUCUUAAAGUAUGACAAUAGAAGCCCAAUGUCCCACUUGCAAGAGCUCUGGAGUUAGUAUUUCCUCUGAUAGUGAUCUAUUUAAUUCCUCAUUAUUCUGCCUUUAUUUUCAUCUUUUACCUCAACACAGGUUACAUUUCAUU
Messenger RNA from Electrophorus electricus (electric eel), 2947 nucleotides. The record is from RefSeq and is a predicted model, not a curated record. Lineage: Eukaryota; Metazoa; Chordata; Actinopteri; Gymnotiformes; Gymnotidae.